AUGAACAUGAAAAAUGUAUCUGGAGGCGUUACGAGCUUGCGAUCCGUCGAAUCGCACACCCGCGAAACAGUCACUACUCUCAUCGGAUACAUGAUCGCUCAAGGCAAAACCGACUAUCUCGGAGAACGCGUCACCCAACUCGAACACUCUCUCCAAUGCGCCCAUCUCGCACGCAAGGAUCCCGUAUACGGCCAAGACGACGAAGUAGUCAUUGCCGCCCUUCUUCACGAUGUGGGACGGUUCAUUCCAGCGGCCGAGAAGAUGGGGAAGAUGUACGCGGCAGACGGCGAAUAUCUUGGGCGAUUAAGUCAUGAGAUUCUUGGAGAGCAUUAUUUGCGCACGCUCGGUUUCAGUGAUAAAGUGGCUGGAUUAGUUGGCGCCCAUGUCAUGGCUAAGCGGUAUUUAACUGCUACCGAUAAGGAUUAUUAUGAUGGAUUGAGUGAGACGAGUAAGAGGACUCUGAAUUAUCAGGGAGGCAUUUUCAACGAGUCCCAGGUCAAGGAAGCGCAAAAGGACCCGUUGCUUGAAGCAAAGCUUGCUGUUAGACGGUGGGACGACCUCGCCAAGGUGCCGAACAUCGAGGUGCCUGAUUUGUUGGAAUAUGAAGAAACAAUUUAUCACUGCUUAUUAGAAUCACGAACAAAAUUCACUCUGCACUCUAGACAAUACAACCUGCCUAUUCAGCCGACAGUAGUCAUCUGCAUUGACGGAUUCGACCCGGAAUAUCUCGAAUCAGGGAUCCAAUCAGGCACUCUACCAACAUUCAAGUUGUUCGUUGAAAACGGUUUCCAUGCAACGGCGAAAAGUUGUAUGCCAUCAUUCACCAAUCCCAACAACGUGUCGAUUAUCACUGGUGUGCCACCGUCUGUCCACGGGAUUGCCGGCAACUUCUUCCUUGACAGAGAGACGGGCAAAGAAACAAUGAUCACAGACGACACCCUUCUGAGAGGUUCAACCAUUCUCGAACAAAUGUCCUGUCAUGGUAUGAGGGUGGCUGCGGUCACAGCUAAGGAUAAACUCCGCAAGAUAUUAGCCCACGGACUCAAAGACGCAAUCUGUUUCUCUGCGGAACGUGCUGGCGAAUGCACCAUUGAGGAGAAUGGAAUCGAAAACGUUGAAAAAUGGAUUGGUCGCGCAGCGCCGAGUCAAUACUCCGGGGACUUGUCUUUGUUUGUGCUCGAUGCUGGAAUCAAGCUCUUGGAAGAAGGCAAAUCCGACUUCCUAUACCUUACUCUGUCUGAUUACGUCCAGCACAAAUAUCCACCAGGAAGCAAAGAAGCCGACGAGUUCAUGGCUGCGAUCGAUGCACGAUUGCAAACAUUGGCUUCCUUGACUCCUGUCAUCGGUAUUACAGGUGAUCACGGCAUGAGCCAAAAGUCAAAUGCACAAGGUGAACCCAAUGUUCUUUUCCUUGAGGACAAACUAUACGAAGCAUUCGGAACUGGAUCAGCUCGUGUGAUAUGCCCCAUCACGGAUCCAUUCGUUCGUCACCAUGGUGCUUUGGGAUCGUUUGUUCGAGUAUAUCUCAAAGACUUGGCGAAUCUUGAUUCUGUAUUGGCAUAUUGCGAAUCGCUUCCCGAGGUUGAAGUUGCAGUAAGCGGGAAAGAGGCGGCAGAGAAAUAUGAGAUGCCACUGGAUCGUGAAGGGGAUAUCGUCGUCAUAUCGAAGCCUGAUGCGGUAAUCGGCUCACGAAAGUCCGAACAUGAUCUGUCUAAAGUGAAAGACCAUCCUCUCCGCUCACAUGGUGGGUUGAGUGAGCAGGCAAUCCCUAUCAUCAUGAGCAAACGAAUCAAUGAUACAGCUAAAGGAGUUGCUGCAGCAAUCCAAUGGAGGAAUUAUGACAUUUUCGAUCUCGUGCUGAACUGGUCGAGAUAA
Molecule: messenger RNA, 1875 nt
Organism: Talaromyces amestolkiae
Lineage: Eukaryota; Fungi; Ascomycota; Eurotiomycetes; Eurotiales; Trichocomaceae
Exons: 3
Coding region: 1-1875 (624 amino acids)
Molecular function (GO): phosphonoacetate hydrolase activity
Source: RefSeq, a predicted model, not a curated record